This is a messenger RNA of Staurois parvus, 496 nucleotides long. The record is from the annotation of a GenBank genome assembly. NCBI's taxonomy places the organism in Eukaryota, Metazoa, Chordata, Amphibia, Anura, Ranidae.
ACGUCCUCUGAUUCUAAGCGCGCAUGCGUGGCUCCAGGAGCACGCAGUGUGGCGAUCGGCGGUGCGGUGUGUCCCUCGGAUCACAGCGGAUCACCAAUCAACAGAAAGAGCCAAAGAUGGCUCGGUCAUGUGAUCAGUUGUGUCCAAUCACAGCUGAUCACAUCAGUGCCACCUGUCAGUGUCCAUCAGUGCCAGCUGUCAGUGCUCAUCCAUGCCACCUGCCAGUGCCCAUCAGUGCCACAUUUCAGUGCCUACCAGUGCAAAUCAAUGCCACAUAUCAGUGCCCAUCUGAGCUGCCUUUCAGUGUCACCCAUCAGUGCCAGUCAUUGCCACCUAUCAAUGCCAGUCAGUGCCACCUAUCAGUGCUGCCAAUCAGUGCCACCUAUCAGUGCCAGUAAGUGCCGCCUAUCAGUGCCAGUCAGUGCUGCCUAUCAGUGUGCAUCAGUGCUGCCUAUCAGUGCCCGUCAGUGCUGCCUAUCAGUGCUGCCUAACAGUG